Molecule: messenger RNA, 918 nt
Organism: Aureobasidium musti
Lineage: Eukaryota; Fungi; Ascomycota; Dothideomycetes; Dothideales; Saccotheciaceae
Source: the annotation of a GenBank genome assembly
AUGAGUUCGAAACAAUAUCUCCAAACACACAGCAUCCCAGACGCCUCGCCCGCCGACAUCUACAGCGUCGCAACCACUUCUAGUCAACUCAUCACUGCCUCUGGUUCCUCUUCACUACACGUCUACUCGACCGCCCCCACGAACGAUGAGAACAAUCCUUACCCUCUAGUCCAAACCCUGCAAGAUGCGCACAAACUUGGUGCCCACCACAUCGCUGUCAGCGCCAAUGGCAAGACGGCCGCAUCAGCUGGCUUUGGUGGUGAGCUGAAGGUCUGGUCCAUCGACGACGAGUCCUCACAGUGGGCACUCAAGGGCUCAAUUACAGCACAAGCAAAGAACGCCGGCGAGCUCUGGGCAGUCGCCCUGAGCGAAGACGGCCAAUUCCUCGCCGCCACAACCUUCGACGGCCGCAUCAAUGUCUGGGACCUAAACACCCUUUCCACCUCCGACGGCGCCACCAAACUCCGCGAGUACGAGACAAAAGGCAGUUUUGGCAUGAGUGUUGCCCUCUCUGCUGAUGGCGAGUUCACUGCUUCAGGACAUGCGAAUGGAGCUGUCUAUCUCUUCAACAACACCACUGGUAGAUUGGCGCAUUCGCUGCAAGGUCUGGUCAAGCCUGUGAGGACGGUGGCUUUCUCGCCUGCGAGCAAGUUCCUUGCUGCUGGCGGUGAUGCGAAGAUCAUUGCUUUGUACGAUGUCAAGAAUGGAGAGCAGGUGGCCAACCUCACUGGUUCGCAGAGUUGGGCAAAGGUCUGGAGUGUCGAGCGCCGCGAGUGUGUCGCUACUCAGACAGAGUCUGACAAGACCCUCUGGGCCGUGAAAUGGCUACCCAAGACGUCCAUGACAAGAAACGAGAUCUUUGUCACAGCUGGUGCAAACAGAAGCAUCAGCUUCUACCGUGAAGCCAGCGGCGGUUGA